Molecule: messenger RNA, 446 nt
Organism: Entrophospora sp. SA101
Lineage: Eukaryota; Fungi; Glomeromycota; Glomeromycetes; Entrophosporales; Entrophosporaceae
Source: the annotation of a GenBank genome assembly
AUGGUGGAAAAUAAUGUUGAGAGAGAUCAUAAAACAUACACAUUAUUGAUUAAAGCAUCGGGAGAAUUAAAGAGUUAUGAUAUGGCUUUACAACAUUUUAAUAAUAUGAUAAAAGAAGGAUUGGCGCCUGAUGUAAGAGUGUAUAAUUCCUUAUUAAAUGUGAUUGCUAAAACACAAAAUGAACCAGCGACAGCCAUGGAGAAGUAUAAUGAAAUGAAAUCUAAAGGUCUACAACCUACAAUUGUUACAUAUAAUAUAUUAAUAGGAUUCAUGAAAAAAAAAAAACAAAACCAUUUGGCAUUAGAAUUAUUUGAACAAAUGCAAAAAGAAAGUAUUGUGCCUGACGCAAAGAUAUUAGAAUCUGUAGACAUUACAGGUUUAAAGGCUGCCAAAGUCUUACAAGAGGAAUAUAACGUUAUACCUAAUAUAAGAGACUAUAAUUUAAU